CUUUGGAACUCACAGAAGCAUGGCUGCGCGCUAAACGAGCGUGAUUAGUGAACUUUCGGCAGGUGAUGAGGACGACGGCUGCUCAUGCAAAGUGAACGCUGCAGUCAGCGAAAAUGCACAGAAGAGAUUUUACGGCUUCGCUUGUGGCAGGUGGCAUUGCGGGCAUGUGUGUUGAUCUCGUGCUGUACCCACUAGACACCAUUAAGACAAGACUGCAGAGCCCUCAAGGAUUUUUCAAAGCUUCUGGUUUCCGAGGAAUCUAUGCUGGCGUUCCUUCAGUUGCUGUUGGGUCUUUUCCCUCUGCUUCUGCAUUUUUUGUCACCUAUGAGUAUUUCAAGUCUGCCUUGAGUACUUUUACUCCUCCAUACCUGAACCCGGUUAUACACAUGGUUUCAGCUUCACUCGGAGAAAUGGUCGCCUGUGUUAUCCGAGUCCCUACUGAAGUUGUAAAACAACGGACACAAGCGAGCCCCUCCACCAGCACCUACAGAAUUCUCCUUUUAACACUGCGAGAAGAGGGCUUUUUGGGUUUAUACAGAGGAUACUCCAGUACAGUACUUAGAGAGGUGCCGUUUUCCUUGGUGCAGUUUCCAUUGUGGGAGUUUUUAAAAGGCCUGUGGUCAUGGAGACAGGGUCAUGUGGUGUAUUCUUGGCAGGCCGCAGUGUGCGGAGCGUUUGCAGGUGGCAUGGCGGCCGCAGUCACCACUCCCUUAGAUGUGGCAAAGACCAGAAUUAUGCUGGCAAAGGUUGGCACCACUGAAGCCAAAGGAAAUGUGACAACAGUGCUGUACAAAAUCUGGAGGACAGAAGGACUGUCAGGGUUGUUUGCUGGCAUUGUCCCACGGGUGGCCUGGAUCAGUUUUGGAGGGUUCAUUUUCUUGGGUGCCUACGAGAAGGCACGCAGCUUGCUGCUCUAGAGAGAGCCCAUCUGUGCUCCUGGAUGGGACGCUCGUCCACGCUAUGGUAGAAGUCCUCGAGAGAGGUGGAUUUUUUUUUUUUAAUGUAUGUAGAGAGAUUUCUUGUCAAGUUGAAAUGUCACAACAGCACCCGACACAGUGACACCAAGAACUAGAAACAUUUUUAAAACUUGAUCAGCAUUUGUAACAAGGGCCACCUCAGGGUCUUCAGGAGGACGGACUCGUCAUUCCAUUACUCGGGUUAAACCCUGGACUGCUGCAUGUGCAGGUAGAAGACCAUCAACAGGGGACAGUUGUUAUGCAGUAAGUGACACCUUUGUUAUUAAACCUGCCCAGUCCAUCUCCAGUGACCUCGGGUACAACACAAGGGCUACUACCCUCCCUGUCGAGUCACGUCAUCUCAGACAGUUGGGUAAAACAAAAGUAGGGAAUGAUGGGAGGUGCAGAGAUGUUCUGGGCCUUUUUGAAUUCAAGCUUGAUUUAGGGCUAGGGGUCUUAGCAGCAUCCCAUGUAUUCUCCAUGCCAGCUGUGAGUGAUGUUUGCAAAACUUAGAAUGUGCAUAAAGAACAACACGGCCACUGCGAGAGCGGUCAUUACUGGUCAUCCAAGGCUCCUGGCUGAUGGCGAUAACCAUGAAAAUCAACCUCACCAGCUGAUACCCUUUGUGAAAUAUGUUUGUGGCAGGAAUACACUUUCAUACAAGCACAGAAUGGACUUGGCUAAAGGUGGGCCCAGUGCCCAGUCGCUCUCACCUCCAGCUCUGCCAUCAGACCCUUGGCACCCACUCUGUUUGGUUUUACAGGGUUGAUGUGGGAGGACGGCCAGGAUUUAGUCUUUAAUUAAAUAAUCAGUUGAAGCUCUGGAUGCUUCAAAGGUUCCUUACUGAUACCAAACACCGUAAGCAGCUCUCGGGCUGAGCCGCCACCCGAUUGAAAUGCAGGAGUUUAACUCCGUUAAGUUACUCAGUCCAUCCUGGCAACUAAUUUGAAUUGUGCUGAAUUACACUGAAGGGUCAACACGUCAGCUUAAAGUAAAACUCUGUUCAUGUAAACUACUUCUCCUUUCGAGGAUAAGCCACACAGGCACCAUGGAGUGGGAUUGAAAUCCACCGUGUUGGACAUUUCACUUGACCCUGCUGGCUUCAUGCAGACCACCAGUUCACCUCCCUUUGCUUUUUAAAUGGCAGCGUGGGACACAAGAUCUGAGCUGAUCACACAAAGCAGGAGUCGUCUGGAAGUCCUGACAAUUCCUAAUUAGCCGUGGGCUGGGACUCCCUGAACUGAUAUUCACAGAAUUCAUGGAAAAAUGUACAACGUUAGAAAGAUGAAAGUCAGGGAAUUAAGUUCUGUUCUCAGCAAAAAUUGCCAUCUGACUAAGAAACAGGCCUUCCUGGACCAAACUGGAGUGCCAUACCACACACAGGGCUUCACGCCACGCCACCGAGCACAGAGUCCUGCUGGGAUUAUAAUAAUAAUAUUAAUAAUAAUAAUAUAAUAUAUAUACACACACACUGUAAGUACAGUUAUUAGGCUAUGUCACUUACUCAGUCUGCUUGUAGACACUGAAGAGGAUCAUCGCCAUCGCUUUGUGUCAAGUCAUCAGGCCGACGGCUGGACCACCAGGGUCCCGGUGUGUUUUAUUAAACAAAGAAGAGACCGAGGCCGGCGGGCGUUUCACUAAAUGUUUUAUUUUCUGCUCCUCUGCUCAUUAACUGAAUGUUAAACACCAAUAGUUUAAAUUAUGUAUUUCAAGUGCAAAAAGAGUCUUAGGACUUGGUGUGCUGAUGAUCUUGUUAACACUUUGUGGAUUUGCAUCCCUAAACUGUGACGAAUGUGGAAUCGCGUUGUUCAAGUCGAUUUUUUUUUUAAUCAUAAGGCACCAGACAAGGGUUUGCUUUUUUUCCCUCCUCUUCUUCAAUAAGAAAAAGAACCACCGCAAAGGCAAAAAGUUUUAAAAACUCUACAUUCUCAUUCUGUUAUUUCUGUAAUGAAUAAACAUUAAAAUAUCCGCUUUUAUGAAAACUCUUCUGUACAUCCCUAACAAUAAACUCUCUUCAUGCUCAAACGCAA
This is a messenger RNA of Polypterus senegalus (gray bichir), 2986 nucleotides long. RefSeq names its product solute carrier family 25 member 26 (gene slc25a26). Gene Ontology annotation, molecular function: S-adenosyl-L-methionine transmembrane transporter activity. Gene Ontology annotation, biological process: transmembrane transport. Bases 114 to 917 code for a protein of 267 amino acids. Gene Ontology annotation, cellular component: mitochondrial inner membrane. The record is from RefSeq and is a predicted model, not a curated record. Lineage: Eukaryota; Metazoa; Chordata; Cladistia; Polypteriformes; Polypteridae. The transcript is spliced from 10 exons.